AAGCGCCUCGCAGGCGUCUGCGCCCGAGUUAAGUUAGACCCGGGAAGCAGAAAUCCACGCGCUGGACGCGUGGGCCCCGGCGCGCCCGAUUGGGAACCUCGCUGACAGUUACCAUAGUUUUUCCAGAUCAUUCAGUGUUCAGUAAAUGAGUCUCUGGAUGCCAACUCUUUCGCGUCCUGGUGCCUGAAUACAGUUGAACCCAGGAGCCCCAGAGUCUACCCAGCCUGGGGAACCCCCUUUCCUCUCUAACCAUGGGCUUGGGGAACCUGUCAGGUGCAAAGUGCCAGUCAAGCAUAUGGGAGGGAGUGGGGCUUCAGUGCUGCUCAGAGACCUAUAUUGUCUAGCGCCAAAGGAAUAACUGGGAAGGUGGAUCAAAGGCCAGAGAAUCCCGCCAUGGAACUCGGCUCGCAUGCUGUCUCUGUCGCUCCAGCCUCUGAAAGGAGGUGAACGCUCACUGAUGGCUCAGUUGGGAGCAGUUUUGGCUGUGGCUGCCAGUUUCUUGUGUGCAUCUCUCUUCUCAGCUGUGCACAAGAUAGAAGAGGGACAUAUUGGGGUGUAUUACAGAGGCGGUGCCCUGCUGACUUCCACCAGCGGCCCUGGCUUCCAUCUCAUGCUCCCAUUCAUCACAUCCUAUAAGUCUGUGCAGACCACACUCCAGACAGAUGAGGUGAAGAAUGUACCUUGUGGGACAAGCGGUGGCGUGAUGAUCUACUUCGACAGAAUCGAGGUGGUGAACUUCCUGGUCCCACACGCAGUGUAUGACAUAGUGAAGAACUACACUGCCGACUAUGACAAGGCGCUCAUCUUCAACAAGAUCCAUCACGAGCUGAACCAGUUCUGCAGUGUCCACACGCUUCAGGAGGUCUACAUCGAGCUCUUCGGUAAGAAAGCCUCUUGUGAUGAUCACCUGCUCAAGCAGCCCUGCUUCCCACGCUGCCUACUUCUGAGUUGCCCACGGGGCGGGAUGGGUACCAAAGGCCCGGAAGUGUCGAAGAUCCAGUGCCCAGGAAGCGGGCGGUCACACAGGGGGGGCACUCCUGGGAAAUGCUGAUGCCGGUGGAAGAAGCUCCUGAGAGUGGUUGAGCGUUGGGCACAGGAGUAAUAGUGGAUGAGAGGACUCGCUCCUGCCCUGGAUCAGAGGCCUGGGAUGGAAAUGUGUUCCCACUGUCCCUAAACAUCGUUCUGUAAUGAAGAGGGGUCAGUUCUAGAAGAACCUUAGAGAUUACCCAGCAUCCUCCUUUCAAGAUAAGGGUACUAAGGCCCAAAGGGAGAAAGUGCCAGAGCUGGCUGGUAGCAGAGCUGAAGCUCAGACCUCC
This is a messenger RNA of Physeter macrocephalus (sperm whale), 1316 nucleotides long. It is a transcript of the gene ERLIN2, whose product is annotated as ER lipid raft associated 2. Gene Ontology annotation, cellular component: endoplasmic reticulum membrane; endoplasmic reticulum. Gene Ontology annotation, molecular function: ubiquitin protein ligase binding; cholesterol binding. Gene Ontology annotation, biological process: SREBP signaling pathway. The record is from RefSeq and is a predicted model, not a curated record. The transcript has 6 exons. Lineage: Eukaryota; Metazoa; Chordata; Mammalia; Artiodactyla; Physeteridae. Bases 410 to 1051 code for a protein of 213 amino acids.